Messenger RNA from Plasmopara halstedii, 1344 nucleotides. RefSeq lists its product as uncharacterized. The transcript has a single exon. Bases 1 to 1344 code for a protein of 447 amino acids. NCBI's taxonomy places the organism in Eukaryota, Oomycota, Peronosporomycetes, Peronosporales, Peronosporaceae. The record is from RefSeq and is a predicted model, not a curated record.
AUGAUUACAAUUCCGGCAACUUCAUGUAGCCCCGUUAGGCGACAUAUUCUUCCUAGUCGAGGAGAAGCCUGGCGACCUCUUUCCCGAACAACUGCAGUAUUUGCUACGUCAAUUGAUUUGAAACGACAGCAGACGAUCACAACACAACACGAGCAUAAAAAAUUAGACAACGCGAUAUCUGAUCAGUCGAAAGAUGCACAAGAGCAGCGUCCAGCGUCACGAAAGCGAACAUCUUUCCUUUCAAUGGUAUUUCCGGAAUCAGGCAAUGACGAAGAGAGUGACUAUGCACCGUCAGAAGAGGAAGAAAGUGAGGAGGAGGACAACGACUGUACUAGUGACGAGGAUUCUCCUGAAUCUUUGCUAGUGGAGCCACAAGAGGAAACGAUGGAUACUGAAGAAGAUUCGGACGAUGACAUUAGAUGGUGGAAAUCUGACGAAGACAAACGUCAAUGGGAGAAACGAUUCAGACAGGCGGAUGCCACGUUUCGGUCAAAAUUCGGCUUAAGCAUCGAUACGCCAGCUCAACCAGAAAUCAGAAGAAGGUUGAAGUUGAAAAAAUCAUUGAGGACAUCAUACAAAAUUGUGCUAUUAGGUGUGGUAAUAUUGAGUCUUGUUCAACUGGCACUGGUUUAUUCAGCCUCGUCAUGGGCUUUUUCGAUGGUAGCUUGGCAACCGUUUAGCUUUGAAAACGUCACGAAAGACGAGGCUCUUGUAGGUUGGACCAUUGAUGGACACGCUGAUACUGAUGUAACGGUUGCAGCUUCGAAUGCAAGGCUAAAAAUCUCCGAUCAUGUACGGACAGGGCUUUACCUGUGCUCUACACUGUCACGACGUGUCGUGACAUCCGAACGCGAUGUGAUGGUGACGCAACAUGCAUUGCGAGCCUGUGAUAUUGCAGUUACACUUGCACCCCUCAAUUCAUACGAGGCGAUUGAGGCACAUGUUCUUCGAGGUGAUUUGCGUAGUCUUCUUAUGGUCUUUGAUGGUGCCGAUGAAGAUUACAAAGAUGCAAUGAAGUUGGUGCAAAAGGCCGAAGUGGGCUCUUGUAAAUUGAUGCCUGAACCCGAGUUGAUGGAGUAUCUCGACCUUAAGGUGGUUGUAAAUCACUGGACUCAAUUGUAUUCGGAGAUGAGAUUCAAAGAAUUACGACGUGAGGCCAAAUUAAGAGCUGCAACGGGGGAGGUCGGUAACGCAGUCAAUGCGAUGAUCAUGCUAGCGCUUGACUGGAUAAGUGCGUUUAAAGGUAAGCAAUCCGUGCUGGACGUACUGACUCAUCAGCGCAGCUGGACAUUGCGCCACCUCAAUUACCACGUCUCAAAUGGUGAUGAAUCUGGCAAUGAUUGA